AUGGGCGGUGAGAUUACACCAAUCGCUCUCCCCAACUCAAAGCAGUUCUAUCUGGAGAACGAACGGGGAGAAACGUACUUGAUCCAGAUAUCUUGGCCACUGCAUUGGCAAGACGACCGCAUUACUGACCGUGGUCCGCUCCCCAUUCUAUACAUCGUCGACGGGAAUGCAUUGUUCCUGACAGCGACAGAAGCUGCGUGGCGUCGGGCAGCCUCAUCUCACUUCGCGGGCGGAGGCAUUAUCGUGGCGAUCGGCUACCCGCUGACCGGCAAGCUGUACGAUACUUGCCGCCGCAGCCUAGACCUUACGCCGCCCACGGAGAGUCCGAUCCCCGGAUACGGCGGAGCGGACGAGUUCCUGGACUUCAUCAACAACACUGUGCGUCCUGCAGUGAAGGCCCAAUUCCCGCACCUCAGCUGCUCCCGUGAAGCCCUCUACGGCCAUUCAUAUGGGGGUCUGUUGGCCCUUCACGCCCUGUUCACACGCCCCGACUCGUUUGACUGUUACAUGGCUAGUAGUCCCUCCAUCUGGUGGAAUAGUCGGUGUAUCCUGAAGGAAGCCAGGUCGUUUCUGGAGAAAGGGCGCGCUUCCGAGAAUGGGCGUUCACCGUCUCUCAUGACCUUCUUUGGCUCCUUCGAGCAGAACACCCCUCAGUGGAACGAUGAGCCGCUCGAUCAAUAUGAGGGGCGCAAGCAGAUCGCGGCAGAUUUGAGGAUGGGGGAUAAUGUCAUUGAGCUCUGCGAGAUGCUGCGAGACUCUGUGAGGUUACACAGUGUGUCGUUGCAUGAGUAUGAAGGCGAGGAGCAUAUAAGCGUGAUUUCAUGCUCCAUGAGCCGCAGUUUGACUAUGUUCUUCGAGGAUUGGCCUCUACUUCAUUAG
Molecule: messenger RNA, 879 nt
Organism: Aspergillus homomorphus CBS 101889
Lineage: Eukaryota; Fungi; Ascomycota; Eurotiomycetes; Eurotiales; Aspergillaceae
Product: alpha/beta hydrolase
Exons: 2
Coding region: 1-879 (292 amino acids)
Molecular function (GO): hydrolase activity, acting on ester bonds
Source: RefSeq, a predicted model, not a curated record